Messenger RNA from Scatophagus argus, 2293 nucleotides. RefSeq names its product cocaine esterase-like. NCBI's taxonomy places the organism in Eukaryota, Metazoa, Chordata, Actinopteri, Scatophagidae. The record is from RefSeq and is a predicted model, not a curated record. The transcript is spliced from 13 exons. The coding region runs from base 163 to 1833 and encodes 556 amino acids.
GCAAAGUCUGAUUUCCGAUCAGCUGUGCUCUGUAAUGAAACCUGCAGGGUCCUGUCCUAACGCCACAUCAGGAGCGGAACUUCCUCGGUUAAACUGCUCAGGUGAACCUUUAAAGAAAGCGAUUGUGUACACUUUUCUAGCACAAUCCACACAGAGACGACCAUGAUGAAGAAAAGUGUCCUCUUUCUGACGUCUGUUUUAUUUGUCUGUGUUGCGGCUGACCUAACUGCCCCUGAAGUCCACACAAAGCUUGGCAGCCUGAGAGGUAAGUAUGUGAGCGUGAAGGGGAAGGACACAGGGGUCCAUGCCUAUCUGGGUGUCCCAUUUGCCAAGGCCCCUUUAGGCCCUGCUCUGAGACUGGCUGCACCUCAGCCUGUAGAGGGAUGGGAAGGAGUGAGGGACGCCACAAAGCAGCCACCAAUGUGUGUUCAGAACAAAAAGCUUGUUUUCGAUCUGCUUGAUAAGCUUGGCGGCAUAGUGCCAGAUGUUCCGGACAUUUCAGAGGACUGCCUUUACCUGAACAUUUACACUCCUGCAAACAGGGCUCACAAUGCCAAGCUCCCAGUCAUGGUCUGGAUCCAUGGUGGAGGGUUUACUCUGGGUUCAGCUUCCAUGUUUGAUGGCUCUGCCCUGGCUGCAUACCAGGAUGUGGUUGUGGUUCUGAUCCAGUACCGCUUGGGACUUCUGGGCUUUCUCAGCACUGGAGAUGAGCAUUUGUCAGGGAACUUUGGUCUGCUGGACCAGGUCCAAGCUCUGAGGUGGACCCAGGAGCACAUUCACAGCUUUGGAGGGGACCCAGAUUUGGUUACCAUAUUUGGGGAGUCUGCUGGUGGAGUGAGUGUAUCCCUUCUGCUUCUCUCACCGCUGUCUGAUGGCCUGUUCCACCGUGCCAUCGCCGAGAGUGGUACUGCUGCCAUGGAUAUGCUCUACACAAAUGAUCCUCUACCAGCGACACAUAUGGUAGCAAAUAUGUCCGGCUGCAGCCUUGAGAGCUCAAAGAAGAUCGCUGAUUGCAUGAAAAACCUUGAUAUUAAUACUAUUGUGACUCUUGCAGAGGAUGAAAGAUUGAGAUUUCUCCUAAAUGUUGAUGGACACUUCCUGACAAAACCUGUGGAUGAACUGUUCCAUAAACAUGAACUUCUCAUGGUUCCAUUCAUGACUGGUGUUAAUGAUGAUGAAGGGGGUUGGUUACUUUCUGAUUUCUUAGCCCCUCCAAACUGGACAGAAGGAAUGGAUCGGGAGCAGAUUGUGAACAUAAUCUCCAUAUUCUACCCUGAUCCCAAAGAUGCGAUCUUCAGAGAUUUCCUCGUGGAUGAAUAUAUUGGAACCGGUGAAGAUCGUGUGAAAAACAGAAAUGGGUUCACUGAGAUUCUUGGAGAUAUGAUAUUCAACAUUGCAGCCAUCAAGGCUGCCAAUGCCCACAGAGAUGCAGGUGCUCCUGUGUACCUGUACGAGUACCAGCAUCCUCCCAAAUUCCUGCAGGCAAAAAGGCCAAGCUUUGUCCGCAGUGACCACGGAGAUGAAAUAUUUACAGUAUUAGGAUUCUGCUUCACAACAUCCCAAGUCAGAUUAGUUGAUGCAUGCGCUGAAGAAGAGGAGCAGUUAAGCAGAACCAUGAUGAGCUACUGGGGUAACUUUGCUCACACAGGCUCUCCAAAUGGGCGCGGUCUUGUCCACUGGCCAAAGUAUGGAUCAGAAGGAGACUAUCUGAAAAUUGGUAUAAAGGAGCAGGCAGCCGGCCAGCACCUGAAGAAGGACCGGUUUGUCUUCCUGACUCAGACCCUCCCGGAGAAGAUCCGACAGCAUAAAGAGAAGGAGCACACCGAGCUGUAGAACAGCAACCUCUCCUUCAUCCAGUCCUUCUUUUCUUUUUUCUUUAAAUUAAUUCCAUUAACACAUGCAAGUCAGACAAAACAGUCACACUGUGAAACUGCUAUUAAACCAUAUUAAUAAUAUUUUUUUAGACAUGGAUAACAAUAUUAUUAAUCGUAAUAUUUGGAGAAAUGUCAGUACUUUUUGUAAUUUGAACAAUUUAACUUUCUGCACUUUUUGAAGCAUAUGCAUAGUACCAUACCAUGUGAGAAAUUUGGAAAAGAGAUCCUUUGCAAAUUCUGUCUUCAGAGGAUUUUCCAAUUGAACACAGUUAAAAUGAAGGUUGUAUGUGUUGUGUCGUGGACAGGAUGUUUUUUGGGGGGCUUUUCAUGUUCAAUGUGAAUGUUGGAAUAUCGGUUUUAAUCCAAGGUAGACAGCUUGCAGGGAAUUCCUCAGUGAAAUUUGAAAGCCCCAAAAUAAU